Messenger RNA from Melanotaenia boesemani (Boeseman's rainbowfish), 2994 nucleotides. RefSeq names its product axin-1-like. The transcript has 13 exons. Gene Ontology annotation, biological process: negative regulation of canonical Wnt signaling pathway. The record is from RefSeq and is a predicted model, not a curated record. Lineage: Eukaryota; Metazoa; Chordata; Actinopteri; Atheriniformes; Melanotaeniidae. Bases 270 to 2900 code for a protein of 876 amino acids.
ACGUUGUCGGCGUGCACGCACGUAGUCUCUCGCUCUGUAUUAUUGCUCUGAAACUAACCACCAUGGGGAGUUAAGGGCAAGGCGAGAUUUUUUAAAUAACGUAGUAACUGAAGGCUUUCCAUAUGCUGCGUUUUGGGACACAUUGUUCGCGCCAGUAUCCCCAAUGCAGUGGAUUACGGGGGACAGGCUUUCAGAGACGGGUGCAUUGUUUGGCAGCAAAAUCAUUGCUAGAGGGGAAGGUCUGACCUCUGCCUUGUGCAAUCAGAGACAUGAGUGUUGUCAGAGAUGGGAUUGGGUUCAGGGGUGGUGGAGGGGUUGUGGCCUCUCUGAGCGGCCCUACCCACUUUACAGAAGAUGCCCCACGUCCUCCAGUCCCCGGUGAGGAGGGAACUGACUUGGAUCCACCGGUCCAGUCAGUCAACACCCGUCCAAACACCCUUUCACAAACCCCAGGCUAUCCCCCGUCUUCUAAAAUGGGGGAUCCAUCAAGUUAUACACCCUCCUCCUCGUCUGCGACCCCACGACGCCCUGACCUGGACUUGGGGUAUGAACCUGAGGGCUCUGCUUCUCCAACUCCGCCAUAUCUUAAGUGGGCUGAGUCACUGCACUCUCUCUUCGAUGACCAGGAAGGUACCCAGCUGUUCAGAAACUUCCUGAGCCAGGAAGGGUGUGCAGAUCUUGUUGACUUUUGGUUUGCAUGCUCGGGCUUCAGGAAGACCAGCCAGGAGAAGAAGGCAAAGCUGGCUAAGGUCAUCUACAGGAAAUACAUAGUAGAUGGAAGUGGGAUUGUUUCUAGGCAGAUCAAAGCAGCUACCAAGAGCUUCAUCAGAGACUGCGUGGGAAAACCGCAUCCAGACCCUGCUAUGUUUGAACAGGCUCAGACAGAGAUCCAGGCCAUGAUGGAGGAGAACACUUAUCCUUUGUUCCUCAAGUCGGAUUUGUACUUGGAGUACACUCGGACAGGAGGAGAGAGUCCCAAACCUAAUCCUAGUGAUCAGAGCCCUUCAUCAGGGCCAGCCAAGCCUGUGCCUGGGUACUUGCCUACACUUGCUGAAGAUGAGGAGUGGAGGUGUGGAGGAGGUGGUGGAGUCAGGGAAGAGGAGGAAGAGAAAGACGAGUGUGGAGAUACACCAGCUGGUAGGCUGACGCAUAGCCUGCUGAUGCAGACGGCACCACAGAGAGCUUCGACCAACAGGAGGAGGCAGGACAGCAGAGAGUACAGACCGUGGAGAGAGCCAAUAAACCCGUACUACGCAAAUAUGGGCUACGCUCGUGCUCCAGCAACCAGUGCCAAUGACAGUGAGCAGCAGAGCAUGUCAAGUGAUGCAGACACACUGUCAUUGACCGACAGCAGUGUAGAUGGUAUUCCUCCGUACAGAUAUCGAAAGCAGCAUCGUAAAGAAAUGCAUGAAAGUGCCAAAGCCAAUGGCCGUGUGCCCCUACCUCAUAUACCUCGCACACAUCGUAUGCCAAAGGACAUCCACGUAGAACCGGAACGGUUUGCAGCGGAGCUCAUCAGCAGGCUGGAGACUGUUCUCAGAGAAAGAGAGGCUGAGGAAAGACUUGAAGAGAGGCUGAAGAGAGUAAGGCUGGAAGAAGAAGGGGAAGAUGCUGACAUCUCCAUGACAACCUCCAUAUCCUCUCAUAACAUACCACUCCCUCUCCCGUCAUCAUUUCCACCUCUAUAUGGUGCCCGUUAUUCAGAGACCACUGCUAACACGGGAACAGCCACCACUUAUGGUGGCCUGGUUGCCAUGGAGGAUUCCCAUGACGACGACCCAGAAUCUAUUUUGGAUGAGCAUGUACAGCGAGUGAUGAAGACACCAGGCUGCCAGUCGCCAGGAGCAACAAACAGCACCUUAGGAGGAGGAGGAGGUCGACACACUCCUCCCAAAUCGUCCCGCUCACCUGAUGGAGGAAUUGGGCCACCUCACUACCGGGGCGGUCACAGUCUGCCUGCUGCUGGAGUCAAAGGUAUCCAUCACCAUAAGCAGCUGUACCACCAUAGAGGAAGAGAAGGGCAGGAGGAGACGGGCUGUAGGUCUCAGGCCAGCUUCCUGUGGAACGGAGACCAAGCCAGUCAGCACACAGCAAGAAGAAACUAUGCUGACGGAGCCGGAGCCAGUACCAUUGAUGGGAUGGGUUACAGUAGCAAAGGUAGCACACUAUCACGGAGAGGAUGUAAGAAAACAGAAACAUCAGGCAAAGGCGACGAGAGUGGGCGGGGCCUGGAGUCCCAAGUUCCACUGGAAGAUCUGGAGAGAAACCAGAAGAUCAUUCAGUGGAUGAUGGAGGGAGACAGACAAAGGAAGAGUUCUCAUGGUGGCAGCACCAGUAGCUCUAGGAGGACAGGAACCAGCAGUGAGUCUCCACGUCCAACUUCAGUGGAGCGGCCCGGAGCUGUGCACCCCUGGGUCUCAGCCCAGCUGCGUAACAACCCCUCCUCAGGUUCCACAGCUAUCCCGGGCUCAUCUUCCACCCAGGUCCAGCCUUCGCACCCUUUCAUCCAGGACCCAGCUAUGCCCCCCAACCCAGCUCCCAACCCACUCACCCAGCUGGAGGAGGCUAGAAGGAGACUUGAAGAGGAGAGGAGGAGGGCUGCACUUCUGCAGGCUAAGCAGAGGCAUAAGUCUGGGAAGCGGCAAGUAUGUGAGAACAUGACGGUUGCGUACUACUUUUGUGGAGAGCCAAUCCCAUAUCGAACAUCAGUCAAAGGCCGUGUUGUGACUUUGGGCCAGUUUAAGGAGCUGCUUACCAAAAAGGGCCACUACAGAUUUUACUUCAAGAAAGUGAGCGACGAGUUUGACUGUGGUGUGGUGUUUGAGGAGGUUCGUGAUGACGAUGCCAUCUUGCCUAUAUUCGAGGAAAAGAUUGUCGGGAAGGUGGAGAAGGUUGACUGAAAUUUGGGAACAGGAAAAUGAAAGAAAUGAUUUUCUUUUUUUUUUUUUAAAAAAAAGUUCAGGUUGGAUAAAAAUUCACCUGCAACAAAUCAAA